This is a messenger RNA of Melampsora larici-populina 98AG31, 666 nucleotides long. RefSeq lists its product as uncharacterized. Lineage: Eukaryota; Fungi; Basidiomycota; Pucciniomycetes; Pucciniales; Melampsoraceae. Bases 1 to 666 code for a protein of 221 amino acids. The transcript is spliced from 4 exons. The record is from RefSeq and is a predicted model, not a curated record.
AUGCAUCUCUCCUGGUUAUUCACCGUUCUUGCUUUAGCUGCUGCCGUCUAUGCUGCUGUCCUGCCUAAUGUCUUCACGCCCAAUCAACUGGCAGCCAGGGACAACGUUUGGUUGAAGAGAUGGUACGCCGCACCGACACUAACCACAACGAUCACGGUCACCGAAGUGGUCGCGUAUGUCCAAACCGUGGUAGAGCAAUUCCGGACGUGUUCUGGCCAACUUGCGACCAUCACAGAAACUCAAGCUGUGGUUCAGCUCCUCACCGAAACGCACACGACAAUUUCACAGCCUUUGUUAACCCUCGGCGGUUGUGACUGUAGUGGCAUUUCACAAAAUGUGGAAUUUACGAAUAUCUAUUCUCAAGUCUAUGUCGUUUUCCAGUCUAUGGUUCAAGUUAUCACCACAACAUGGCAAACUGAACUUUUUACAGGUCAGUAUCUUGGUAUUAUCUCCAUUUCAAGCAGUCCAAUUUCAAUUGUGGAGCUAAUACAAUCUUUUGGUAACGCAGACACGUGGUCCCUUUACUCGACUUACUUCACCAGUCUUACACAGACUAUAGAUACUUAUGGUAUCAAGACUGUAGAAGUGAUCCAAAAUGCUCGCGUCGAUAUCAGUGUUUUUGCUGGCGUUGGUAUUUACACUUGGGUAACAGUCGGAAGGACUUGA